Molecule: messenger RNA, 861 nt
Organism: Dentiscutata heterogama
Lineage: Eukaryota; Fungi; Glomeromycota; Glomeromycetes; Diversisporales; Gigasporaceae
Source: the annotation of a GenBank genome assembly
AUGAAAUUAUUAUUUAAAUUUUCUAUUCCUACCUUACAAUUUCAAUUUUCUCCUUCUCCCCCUAAGAAAAAUUCUGUUGAAACUCUUUAUCCAAGUCUAUCUCGAGCUGCUACUGCAAGAGGUGCCGCUGCUCGUCAUAGUAUAAUGUCUACUGAGUCGAAUAAUGAAGUAAGCUCUUGGUCCUCACUUGACGAUCCAGCACCUGUUGACAUUAAAGAAAUUAUACCUUUGACCGCUCUUUGCCCUGAACAAGAAAUUCACAGGGCUGCCUUUAAAAUUCUACAACAAUGUAUUGACUUUAUAAAGAAUUUACCUAAAGAUGAUUGUUAUGUAUUUGAAAGUAAGGUUGUUCCUCCAAGUACUAUUGGAAAACACGUUAGACACAUGUAUGAUCAUUUUCGUUUGUUACUUGAAUCAAAGCCUUUAGUAUCAAAAAGAGCUUCUGUCGAAGAUAUAGAAUAUAAUGAUUAUGAUUCAGUAGAAACGAUUAAUGAAUCGCAUAAUUGGAAUGUUGAUUACGAUCGUAGAGAACAUGAUGUUCCAAUAGAAUUAUCACGUACAACUGCUAUAAAACAACUUAUGAAAUUACAAUCAACUCUUCUUAGUGAUUGUACGUCCGUACCAUUAAAUACUGUUAUAGAUGUAAGCGCUAUAGUUGACGUUGAGAUGUUAGAUGGUUCUCUAACUUUACAAUCUACAUAUGGUAGAGAAUUAUGGUUUUGCUGUCAUCAUGCAUUUCAUCAUUAUGCUCUUAUCAAAGCCAUAUGUAUAGAGCAAAAUAUUCCAUGUCCACAAGAUUUUGGUCUUGCACCUUCCACAAUCAAAAAUGCUGGGUUACCUGGAAAUUUUGUAGAGAAAUAA